AUGGAUCUAGCUAGAAAUCUCAUCUGCAUUCUCUUCUUCCUCGUAUGUACAUCCCGCGCAGCCCACAGCGAACAAGCUGCUGGCGCUCUUCUCCAUUGGAAGUCCACUUUGGAUAGUAGCAGCACCACGAACUUGUUUUCUUGGUCACCAGCCAACUCUACCUGCUUAUGGUUCGGCAUCCUGUGCAGCAGUGCUAGUGCUACCAGCCACAACAUCAUUGGACUUCGUCUUCCUGAAGCCGGAAUCAAGGGGCGCCUUGAAACCUUAAACUUCGCCGCGUUUCCACAACUCACCGAGCUCAACCUCAGCAGGAAUGGCCUCCACGGAGCCAUCCCUGCUAGCAUCUCUUUGCUGCAUGCCCUGGUGUAUCUUGACCUCGGCUUCAACAGCUUCGAAACGUUCAUACCACCGGAGCUCGGAAGCCUCUCUAACCUCGUCGACCUCCGGCUCAGCAACAACAACCUCACAGGUGCCGUACCGUACCAACUCAGCAAACUCCCCAAGAUUGUCCGCCUUGAGAUCUCUCAAAACUACUUAGACAAACCAGAGUUCUCCCCAAUGCCCACCCUGCAGAUCUUUUCCAUGUACAGCAUCGGUGUCAAUGGCAGCUUUCCCCAGUUCAUCCUGGAGUGCCCCAACCUGACAUUCCUUGACGUGUCAUGGAACAAACUCUCUGGGCCUAUCCUGGAGUUGCUUCCAAAGAUGGCUCCAAAUCUAACAUACCUCAAAGUGAGAUCGAAUUGGUUCUCCGGACCGAUACCGCCAACAAUCGCAACACUGAGGCAGCUGCAAUACCUGGAACUCUCAAACAACAACUUCACCGGUGUCAUCCCCUGGGAGCUUGGGACACUCGCAGAAUUGCUAGUGCUUGAUCUGCAAAACAACCCACUCAAUGGGCCAAUCCCUGUUGAGCUCUGCAAACUUUCAAACUUGUACUGGCUCAAUGCUGCAGGGAACAACCUCAGUGGAACGAUACCGUCAUGUAUCAGCGGCAUGGCGGCAUUGGCACGCCUCGAACUCUGGAACAACCAACUGGAGGGGCUUAUGCGGGUAACCCGCAACAGCCCGCACAGCACGCUUACCCACAUGAUAACAUCGUCCUCCCAGCUCCCCUCAUCGGCAUCUCGAAUCUCGGACGCCCUCCGCAGACGCGUCGCAAUCAGGGUUCACAAUUUCGGUAGAGAAAAUUUAUCGAACCCUACCGAUAAAUGCGAAAUAUCAGGAAUAUCGAAUAAAAAAAUUCCUAAAAAAUAUUUUGGUAGGAUUUUGCUAGAAACAAUCUCUAAAACAUCAUACAUCCCAAUUCUGUGUAUAAUAAUAAAGAAUUGUGCGAGCACCUGGCUCUCCACGUCCUGCGCCCCACAGUGGCUGUCACCCGCUUCAAUCCUCGCCAUCUGCACGCCCGCCGCCGCCGCGCUAGGCGGCGUCCGCCUCGCCGCUGUCUCGGACGGCUUCAACCGCGGUGGGUUCGGCGAGUGCGGCGACGUCACCGCCUACCUAGCCUGGCUCGAGGACGCUGGCGAAGCUCCUCCGGGAUGA
Panicum hallii is the source of this 1539-nucleotide messenger RNA. RefSeq names its product MDIS1-interacting receptor like kinase 2-like. The coding region runs from base 1 to 1539 and encodes 512 amino acids. The transcript is spliced from 3 exons. Lineage: Eukaryota; Viridiplantae; Streptophyta; Magnoliopsida; Poales; Poaceae. Gene Ontology annotation, molecular function: protein binding. The record is from RefSeq and is a predicted model, not a curated record.